Molecule: messenger RNA, 1188 nt
Organism: Trichoderma gamsii
Lineage: Eukaryota; Fungi; Ascomycota; Sordariomycetes; Hypocreales; Hypocreaceae
Product: branched-chain-amino-acid aminotransferase
Exons: 2
Coding region: 1-1188 (395 amino acids)
Biological process (GO): branched-chain amino acid metabolic process
Molecular function (GO): branched-chain-amino-acid:2-oxoglutarate transaminase activity
Source: RefSeq, a predicted model, not a curated record
AUGGGUGCUUUCCCUCCUCCUCCGGUCAACACCAUUGACUGGUCCAACGUCGGUUUCCGGAUCAGAGAAGUCAACGGCCACAUCGAAUCGACCUACUCCGUGCACACCGGCAAGUGGACGCCGCUCAAAUAUGUCGCCGACCCCUUCAUCCGCAUCCACGGCAUGGCGCCCGCCCUCAACUACGGCCAGCAGGCCUACGAGGGCCUCAAGGCCUUCCGCCUGCCCGGCGACAACGAGAUUGCGCUGUUCCGCCCGGACAAGAACGCCGUGCGCAUGCAGCACUCGGCCGAGGUUGUGUGCAUGCCGCCCGUGCCUGAAGAUCUCUUUGUCCAGGCCUGCAAGGCUGCGGUUGCGCUCAACGCCGGCUUUGUGCCUCCCCACGAGACGGGCGCGGCCAUGUACAUCCGUCCCCAGAUCUACGGCUCCAGCGCGCAGCUGGGACUGACGGCGCCUGAGGAGUACACCUUUUGCGUCUUUGUGAUCCCCACGGGCGUCUACCACGGAGUCCACCCCGUCAAGGGCCUGAUCCUCGAGGACUUUGACCGCGCUGCUCCCAACGGCACUGGCCACGUCAAGGUCGGCGGAAACUAUGCGCCCGUGCUGCGCUGGAGCGACAAGGCGCGCACCGAGGGCUACGGCAUCACGCUGCACCUAGACAGCGUCAAGCACGAGGAGAUUGACGAGUUCAGCACCAGCGCCUUCAUCGGCGUGCAGACCGGCCCCGGCGGCGCCGACGACAUCACGCUGGUCGUGCCCGACUCCAAGAGCGUCAUCGACAGCGUCACCUCGGACAGCGUCCUGACUAUUGGCAAGAGCUUCGGCUGGAAGAUCGAGAAGCGGCCCAUCAAGUACGGCGAGCUGAGCUCCUUCAGCGAGGUCUUUGCCGCUGGAACUGCCGCCGCUCUGGUGCCCAUUCGCAGCAUCACCCGCCGCGGCACAAAGGGCCUCGGCAGCGCAAAGAACGUGACUGUCUCCGGCAGCGAGGAGACGGUGACGUACAUCCCCGAGAGCCAGGAGGAGCCCGGCCCGGUGUGCUUGAAGGUGUUGGCGGAGCUCAAGGGCAUUCAGCAGGGCAAGCGGGAGGAUAAGUUUGGAUGGAGGUUCACGAUUAGCGAGGCUGAUACGAAGGGCAUUGCGGGGACGGAGAAUGGUCAGACGGAUGCAGAGACGGUGGAUCAGAUGGAUUAA